CCAUGCAUGACGAGACUGACAUGCAUUUUAAGCUUUGCCUUUUAUUUUACUGAAACUUCGCGAGGAUAUUUACUUAGAAAACUCCAAAUACAGAAAUUAGAAUACAGAUCGAAAGGCUAACAUGUUUACCGAAUUGGUUACGGAGUCUACAGUGUUUAGAAGAGUACAUUAUCAAGAUUUGCAGGUAUCUGUACUGUACAGUGUGUAUAAAAAAAAGGUAAUCUAAAUUUGAGGUUAAAUGGCUUAAAAAUAAUUUGACGAAUUCGAUUGAUUUUUACACUGUUGUUAAGUUCAAUCAUUUAGCUUUUAAAUGAUAUGUGUUUUAUGUGUCAUGUGUUCAAAAAUGAAGGAGUAUUGCUUCGGCAAAAAAGUCACCAAAAAUCGCGGCAUAUUUCCACCGAUGGGAAUUGAAGACUUGAAGACAAAAGAUAAUGCAUAUUUAAUCAACGAGUACAAAUAAUUUAUUUUAAUUUGAAAGGAUUUACGCUUCUACGAGGUUGCAUUUUAAUGAGCAUUGAUGAUUAAGUUUCUCAAAGCCUCGUGGCGCUAAAUUUUAAAGGAAAAAUGUGCAAUUUCCGUCGGCGGAAAUAUGCAAUUUUUGGUGACUUUUUUGCCCAAGCAAUACUUCUUCAUUUUUUGACCACAUGACACAUAAAACAUAUAAUUUAAAAGCUAAAUGAUUGAACUUUGUAACAAUCGUGUAACGAUCAAUCGAAUUCGUCAAAUAUUUUUUAGGCCAUUGCACGCCAAAUUUGGACUACCCUUUUUUAUGCACAUGCACUGUAUGAGCCAAGUUAUUAAUAGCUACAAUCUUGAACAUAUAACCCUUGAGACUGUUCCAGCCAAUAUUGCAAAGUUAAUGCACAUUGACAAAACAAACUUUGUCAUCCCCUCUCCGCCAGUUCAGUGUUGUAAGCAACGCCGAAACAACUCUUGGCAAUUUACCAUGAGACAAGCUCAACUUUGAGUUGGGGGAGCGGUCCCCUAAGUCUAAGAAGCCCAACAUAUGCAUGGUUCAACAUGGAAUUUGCAUAUGUAAAAAUCAUUGAGUGUUUCUUACAGGGUGUAUGAAAAAAAGAGGUAAUCAAACUUUCGAGUGCUCUUGUGCGGUCAAUAUUGCGUGCACAGAUUUAAUUUUCUCAUAUUAAUAAAGAUAAGGGUUUUAGCUUUCGAAUGACACCUUUUUUAAUUGUAUCAUUUCAACUGCAAAAAUGACCAAAUACGAGCCAAUUGAAAAUUGCCGGUUGAAAUCACAUUUGCUGAAAUCACACCUAUAUAGGCUAUAUGUACACUAUUAAAGCAGUGCAGAGAAAAAGAGAAAAAAACUCUAAUAUAUGAUCCCAAGCGCAAUAAAUAAGCUUAAAGUUAAAAGUGAAGCUAAAGUGACCAGUUGUUAUAGGGCUUUUUAAAAUUAGAAUUCAUGAAGUUUAGAUCCAAAUGUGAUUUACUUUCAAUACUCAAUAGUUUCUCACCGAUUUCCCAAUGGUGCAAUUUGUGUUCAAUGACACAAAAAUGAUAUCAUUGGUAUCAUCUAAAAGCCUGAAUUUUCUUGCUGUGUAAAAAUGUUAUCGAUAAAUUCGAUAUCUAACCCACGUGAACAAGCUGAAGUUGCAUGGAUCACCUUUUUCUUGUACAUCCUGUAUAUAAAUUUUUCCAGUCGACGUCGAGCGCCGAUAGCAUGAGAGACCUAGCUCUGGGGGGGGGGGGUCUGUGGGCAUGUUCUUCCCCAGAAAAUGUUUGCGAUUUUCUGACGUUUAGAAACGUUAUUUCUCGCAUUCUGAUAGCGGUUUAUGACUGAUAAUAGACAUUUCUUAUAGGGACAAUUUUUAGCGAAAAUUCGCAAUGCAAAGUGUGUUUUUAUGAAAUUUAUUGGCUCGCCAACGCUUGCAUUGUCCAGUGGGACAUCGCAUAAAUUGGCUUUCCGCGUUUGAUGUCAUUAUGAGAAAGGUCAAUUGUGUGGUUAGGCCGCAACCUCGUACCCAGGCUCUUAGCGGGAGGGCGUGCGAAGGUAAGAGCUUGGGUACGAGGUUGGGUAGGCCUAGAAAAGCGAUUUCGUGGCAACCUCUGGGGAGUAGAUUUUCUGUGGUUCAAUCCAUAAUACCAUAGAUGCUCAAUAAAACUUGCCCAAUACCGAGAAAAUGGGUGAUCAGUGAUUAUCCUCUAUUAAAUUGUAUUACAGCAAGAAAAUGUGAAAUUUUGUAUUCAAUUACAACAAAACUGAUUUGCAUUAUCAGAAAGGUUAUAAAAACCUACAUAUACAGUUUUUUUUUAUAUCUCAAAUUGUUUUGAAAAACGUCAAAAACGCGUUUUUGACUUAGUACCCAGUCGUUAUUGCGACAUUUUGGUCCAAUUUUCACAUUUAAAACAGCAAUAACUCAAAGACUAUUUGAAGAACCAAAAAACUGUUUAAUAGUCUUAUAUGCGGUUUUGUUUACGUUUUGCGAUGAUGCAAGUCAUUUUUAUUGUAAUUGUUACAAAAUUUCCCAUUUUUUUUGCUGUAAUACAAUUUAAUAGAGGGCUGAUAAUCAUUGAUCACCUAUUUUCUCGGUAUUGGGCAAAUUUUUGCUUGGGAACUUUUUUUGGUAGUAAUGUAUCUAUAUGCCUUUCAAAUAAACCACAAACCAAGUACUUGCCACAUGGUUGCCACGAAGCGAAAUAAUUUUGGCCAACGCCACGGCCUAGGUCUAUCUCACAAUUAUUCGCCAAUCCUAAGAAUAUUCUUGAUUCCAACAUCAUCAAGUGCACAAUAAUUUAAAAAGUGUUUUGUGGUAAUAUUUGGGACGCUAACCCACACUUCUCUUCUCUGGGUACUGGGGUACACCCACGAAAUAUUGACGUUUCAAGCGGCUGCAAGUAGAGCCCUUCAUCUGAAACUGAAUAUGAAAUUCCAUUCAAUAUCUGGGAUUUUUUCUUUGAACUUGAAGGAGUUGCUGUUUUAAGUUUUAUCACGAAAAUUCAACUAGUUAGCUGAAUAGUUGAUUUGGUUGGCUCGACAUUGCAGAAAGCGGCGACUCAGCCAAUGAUUCGUCAUCAAAAAAUGCACACGCCAUAUGUUUCUAGCCAGUGCGGUUACCAGAGGCAUUCAACCCCUGAACAUCCACCAUUUUGAAUAUUUUCAGGGGGUGAAUGCUUCUCAUACGCGCACUAGCUAGGAACAUGGCGACAGCAUUGCACUGAACGGUUACGCCAAUUAAAGUCAUAGGCAAAACCAAGGAGUCUGCCUUCUGUGAGGUCUCUGUUCAACCGCUCUGCUGGCCGCAAUUAGUAAAUUUGAUAAAAGUUUAGAAGUGGAUUAAUCAUCAAGUGUAUUCUAUAUCAAAACAUUUUAAAAUAGCAAAAGACAGUUUUAAACACACAAAAAUGCGUGUAAAACAAUGAAUUUAAAAUUUUGAAUAAUUAAAGGACCAAAUGGCACGGGAAUCUUUGCAUGGGUCUUCAAGCUUGGCCAAGCUAGCGUGCUUGAGAUAAACAAACUCAUUCAGAACCAUUAGGAACUCAGGAUAAUAUUGAGUAAUUUCUUAUAUUAGACUGGGCAGAGAAUUAACUAUUUAGUAGUUAUUUAGCAGGGUGGUACAAUGAAUUUUUUCACCAGGGAGGGAGGCAGUAUUACCUAAAUGCUGAAAUAAUAAGUAUACCCAAGUGUCAAUGUAUUCAAAGUCAUAUCAGUGAUUAGUCAGAUGUAUACUUAUGCAUGUAGAUGCUUGCUCAAGCAAUCCUCAUGGAAAGAGCAAUUUAAAGAUGUUUUGAUCAUGCAUCAUAACUGCCCGAGGAAAUAUGCACUCGAAGCAUAGGCAAUAUUUCAAAAGUUAUUCAAAAUGUCAUGAUUAUGAGUGUUCAAAUGGCAAACGGAAUCUAAUGCCAAUCUAAUUUCUAGUUGAACAUAGCCAAAAAUUACCGCUAACGUAGCCGAGUCAAUAGUCCGUGCAGGUUCAAUACAUAGUAAACAGCUACAAAAAUAAAAUAAAAUAAAACACAAACAAAUGGGGGAAAACCAACAAAAAAAUCGCAUGAUUUUUCGGGUCUUUGACUUUGUGCAGUUUUAUGAGUACUUCGCAUCUGAUGCAAUAUGUAAAGUCGUUGCUUAUUUUCAAAAUUUUGAACGCAUAAACUUCAUUUAAACAUCCUUAUCCUACUUGUUUAUGGGAAUUACAAAUAUAUAAAGUUCACUUAUAAUAUCAUGAGGGCUUUUAUAUCGCGCUUUAAAGGAAUAUCUUUGAGGAUCUCCCAAUGAUUUCAAGGAAACAAGCUUAUUUUGGAAUGGGGAAAUAUGGAAACAAAGCCUGACAAAUCACAGAGAACAAGGAUAUACAUAGAAGCUUGGAGAACAAGGGAAUAUGGUGAAAUCUUUGUUGGAAACAACGAACAAAUGGAAACUUUUCAAGUGAACACGGAAUCACAGACCCCCUUGAGAGACCCUCAUCAAUUUACUGCCGUAAUAUAACAUUUUACCAAUUAUAAGUAUCCGCAUUUCAACUGAUUUUUAUCACCGUUGUUAUGGUAAUGCAAACACGCGCUUCUAGAGCUAAAGUGAAAAAAAUACUGACAAAAUCCUGGAUCCGGUUGUAUAAUAAUGUGUAGUCAUCCUGGUUCCUAGGGCUUCUCGGCUUAGUGCGCGGUCCGAGGUUUUGAUUAAAAGUCGGUGACCGCGAGAUGAAACUGAUCAGAAGCGAUUGAAGUCGUUAAACGUACAAGCACAAAAAUUUUGUCCAGCGAAGUUUUAAGGUAAAUGUAAUUUUUUGUGUAUAUAUUUAAUAUCAGACUAGACAAAUUUAUAGGUCUAUUGAAAUGUAAAUGUUGUCCCCCCCCCAAAAAAAAUAUACACCCUAUCAAACUGUUGGCUAAAACGUUGCGUAAGGGCAAACGAGUUUAAAAAAAAUAUGUAUUAGGAACCUAUGGCUGUGUUAUAGUUUUAAAAUAUGUAAAAAUGUUGUAGUUCUGUUGCCACUAGUUCGGCUGUACUGGUGCGUGCAAAUUGUGUCGGUCCCGAAUUUCGUACCUGAGGAAAGAACGCGUUUAUGAAUUAUGGUGCUACUGGACCACGAAACGAGUAUAGUUCGUUGAACUUUAUAUAGCUAAAUGCUAAGAAUACUAGUUUUUCUAUUCAAAAUAAUGUAUUUUAAAACUUAAUUUUAAGAUUUUUAAUAACUUUUCCAAAAGCUUGCAUAAUUUCCGUAUUUUGGAUAACUAUAUCAGUCAAUUUCGUAUGUAAGUUUUAAAUGAGUGCAUGAAUCACGCACAAGGUUCGUUUGUAGACAAAUCAAAUACUAAUAGCAAUAAAGAUGUUAUAUUAUUAUACGUUUGUUAGGAUUAAAUCAUUUACAGCUUACUCCUCAGUUAUACUUACAGGCCAACCAACAAUGGAGCGGCCAUUUUUUUGGGACACUUUGUACAAAUCCCAUGAAUCUUCGUCUUAUUCAAAUCCCAAUGCCUACUACAAAUCCUAUGAAAAGGACCAUAACACGCUAAUUGUCAGUUCCAGGACAUGGGAUGACGUUUAUUUUGUUAUUUUAAUCAUUAUUAUAUACAGAGUUUUAACAUUGUUGGCUCACAAGUUAAAAUGUUUCCGGCAUUGUUUUUAGAAGAAAAGUACUGGACGUCAUGGAUUUUUCCUGGGCGCUGUUUCUGUUGUGCUGCGGCUUGACCAUUGCUGGAAGUGCUAGACAGGUAUGUUCCUUAUUCAUUUCCUAGAAACUCUGGCUUGAGCUUGAAUUGUGUAGUGAUGACUAAUGUCUUUCAUGGUUUUGGUACUACAUUGAUUGCCAUGGUACAAGCAUACCUCACUCGCGAAUCAAGUUCCCAGCCUUUCCACUUUGAAGGAUUUUUUACAUUUCAAGGAAAUUUUGGCAAUAGACAACUUGCAUGUUAGACCAAUUUUUAAUCUGGGCAAAAAAAAGUAAAUUCUCGUAAAUAACUUAUUAAUAAAAUGAGUAAAAUUGCAAAAUUUGGUUACGAAAUGUUGUAAUGUUGUACUAAUUUCAUUAUGUUCUUUUUAGCUGUGGUGUUUGAUUCCCUUCUCUUUACUUAGUCUAACAUGCAAGUUAUCUAUUGCAAGUUAUCUAUAUAUAUAUAUAUAUAUAUAUAUAUAUAUAUAUAUAUAUAUAUAUAUAUAUAUAUAUAUAUAUAUAUAUAUAUAUAUAUAUAUAUAUAUAUAUAUAUAUAUAUAUAUAUAUAUAUAUAUAUAUAUAUAUGUGACAAAUGCCAGUACUCUGCUCAGAGCCGAAAAUUUAGUUUUUGUAUUUAAUAUACCUUUUUUUAAUAAACUUCUUCAAACGUAGCCGUUCUGUUUGUCACAUAUAUAUAUAUAUAUAUAUAUAUAUAUAUAAAUCCAGUAUGCUAAUCAACAUGCUCGUAUAUAUAUAUACUGUACCACAACCCAGUAUAUGCUCAUAAGCGGCUCAUAUUAAAUAUCUUACUCAAAAUUAUUCUAACAUCAACAUGGCGCUGUAAAGAAUAGUCUUACUAAGAGACUGUGGAAGAAAUGUAUGGAUUUCCAAGUGAAAAGAGACGAUGGAAAAUUGAUCUCGUAUAAAUUGGUUGGACAAAGUGUGACUCCAGUUGAGGUAAAGAUGUCAAACUAUAUAUAUUUUAUGAAAUAUAAAAAGGCAAUUGUGGUAGUGAUUUUGUUUCUUUUCCUCAUGCAUAAUUAUUAAUGGUUUUUUUUCAUUGUUUUUAUCGUUUAUUUUACUAUUGCGUUUACUUUCGAUUUGUGCUCAAGGGUAGUUGCAGUAAAGACGUCAUACUUCUGCAUAGUGGUGUAAGUUUCGAUUUUAAGAAAUAUACAAUAUUAAUGUAUUCAUUUAGACUUAGCUUCAGUACUGACUAGAAGACAUUUAUAUAUUGAAUUAUGUUUUAGAUUGUAGUCGUACCAGAUUCCUCUGCAGCGCAGAAGGUGCCAGCCAUUGAUGGCCUGCUGGAAUAUCGCAAGGACAAGCAAGAACUUUAUGUAAGAUCAAACAAAACGUGGAAUGUGCUGGCCUUAGAGAACAAGGUAGGUUUGUAAGCUUUAAAAACAAUCAAAUUGAUUCUCAUCGGAAUGGUCGGUUGCAUGAUAUAUUUGCUGAUGUGUUUAGAUAUUUGUUGCACAUGCGCAGUAUGUGUAGACAUAGGACCUUCUAUAUAUAUUUCAGUGCUGUUUCGCACGAGAAGAUUGGAACCUGGUUAAUUUGAAUAAAUGCUCUAGUUUUUGUUUUACCCAACCACUCACAAAAACUGUUUCAAAACAUGUAACUGGGAAUCAUGGAUAUUCAAUAUAUGACGACCUUAAAUUUGUAUUUGAGGCAGCAAAGAAUAUUAGGCCUCCCACUCUGCUCUCUUUUGGGAAGCUUCGCUCGCCCCAAUUUUACCUGCCUUUCCAUUACCCCAGCACGUAAGUGAUUUGUGAGGAAAAUAAGAGGGUCUGGAGUCCUCCCCCAGAAAUCGUUUGGAUAUUUGAUGCUCAAUUAAUGACAGCAUUUUUGAAAUUUUCUGGAGCAUCCACAAGGGUAACGAGUAAAGGAUUAUGGCUAUUUUUGUUAGUUUGGUGACUGCACAUUUGUGUUUUAAGAACUGCACAAACGGGUUUAGAACUGCACAUUUUGUGUAGAACUGCACGUUAAAAUAAACCCUGAUCCAUGCUAAUUAAUUUAAACUGUCUUCCUAAAACGUAAAUCAAUCGAGUAAUUAAGGUCUAUUACCUGUUGUAUUUAUAGGUCAAUCAACAGUUAAACCGCUUGGAAAUUUUGAUAAAGAAACAUCACAAUUUUAUCACGAAGUUUAAUCGUAAGUUUACCACUGUCAAUUUUGUCUUUGUGAUCAUCAGAGUGACAGAAUACUUCCGAAAGUAGCCGACCUUGGCUAUAGAUCUUAAUCCCGAAAACGAAGCUGUAUACAGUGGUGUCCAGUAACGAAGUAAAUGUACUUCGUUAUUGUACUUGAGUAAUAUUUUUGAGAAGUCAGCAUGUAACAAAGUAACUUUUACUUUUACUUGGAACGAAGCCAUUUUAAGAAGUAACGUUUUACUUUGUUAUUUUUAUUUUGUGGCGAAGUAUUUCGUUACUUUCUAACUUUUGAUUAAUUUUACGUGAUUUAUUCCUGAUUAAUUUUAAUUUUGGAAUAUGUAAUAGGACCUCUACAUACGUCUGGGAUGUCUCAUUAGUGGCUAACUUGUAAGCAUUAUUUGUGUAGUCGGGUGUAGUGGAUUUCUUAUAUCUGCAACGGGGUCUGGAAAGUAAACCAUGCCGCGAAAUAUGAAAUAUUGUAUAUUAGGUGCACGCAUAUAAUGCGUGUGCUGUUUUGUGUCUUUUAUAUGUCAAUCCAUUGGACUAAAAGUCACCUCCCUCCCCCCACCCCUCUACACGCUACAGACAAUAGUACUUUUACUUUGUACUUCAAGUAUUUUUAAGGAUACUUUUGUACUUUUUAUACUUAAGUACGUUUUGUCCCCAGUACUUUCUACUCUUACUCAAGUCGUUUUAUUGUUAAUUGCUUUUACUUUUACUUUUACUUUUACUUUUACUCGACUACAAAUUCAAAGUAAUUUAUGGGCACUACUGGCACCAAGUCUAGCCUGCUUAGGUACUUUCUGGAAGGGACAAUUUCUUAAACCACACCUUGAUUACCUGCACUUGUAACAAUAUGGCUAGUAUUGUUUUAAAUUACAGAAGCUAUCCCGCAUCAAGAAUGCCUCGGAUAUAGAUGGCUGACAAAACGGAGCAGAAAUCAGAAAUAUUUACGACGCGACGGCAAUUGUGACAAGAGUCUUUUAGGAUGGUACAGAUUUAGCGGAGAAGCCGGGUCCAAAAUAGCGACAUCGUGUGUGCCGACAUGGAGAUGUGGUACCAAGGCGUCAGGUUGGAUGAAUGGUGCCCACCCUACUGUUGCUCAAGGCAAGGUGACCAGGAAAGUUUGUUAUAGUUGGAGGAGUAAUUGUUGCUACCUGUCAAAUAACAUCGAGGUGGUGAGCUGUGGACGGUAUUAUGUCUACAAACUAGGUCCUCCUCCAACUUGUUAUUUAGGAUAUUGUGGAUCAGAUAAUUGAACACAUUAUGACACAUUUAAACCGGUUACAGUGACAAUCGAGUUUUUUACAGUGAGCUCCAGACGUUAUAUCAGGAGAAUUUACCUAAAAUUCAAAUAUGUCUGCAUGAGAAUUUAUCUAGCUCCAUAUUAGGACUGUUCGGUAUACCGAUAUACCGCAUAUAUCGGUAUUAAAUCAAUAUCGGUAUAUCGAUACCGGAUAUUCAGCC
Paramuricea clavata is the source of this 9224-nucleotide messenger RNA. NCBI's taxonomy places the organism in Eukaryota, Metazoa, Cnidaria, Anthozoa, Malacalcyonacea, Plexauridae. The record is from the annotation of a GenBank genome assembly.